This is a messenger RNA of Oryza sativa Japonica Group (Japanese rice), 2301 nucleotides long. Its product is annotated as putative glycerol-3-phosphate transporter 1. Lineage: Eukaryota; Viridiplantae; Streptophyta; Magnoliopsida; Poales; Poaceae. Gene Ontology annotation, biological process: transmembrane transport; phosphate ion homeostasis. Gene Ontology annotation, cellular component: membrane. Gene Ontology annotation, molecular function: transmembrane transporter activity. The record is from RefSeq and is a predicted model, not a curated record.
CUUCGAACCACCCAAACACCCAAAAAAAAGAAGGCAAAAAAAGAAAAAAUCUCACCACGAGCAGCACAAGAACUCCUCUCCUCUCUUCUCUUCUCCCCUACUCCUUGAUUGAAAACCCACGCAUCCUCCUCCUUCCCAUUGCGCAUUCCGGCUAGUCGCCUCGCCGAUCCCUCUCCCGCCCGGCGCGGAUCGUCGUCCCCUUCGCGGAGGAGGUGUUAAUCAUUCUUGGACCAAGAAGUCUGUCUCUGCUUUGUCAGUAACUAGCAACCUUGGUGUUCUCAUGGCUCAUUCUCAUGAAAUGACGAGUAGGAAACCUCCUGGUAUUCGAUUAUUCGGAGGCAUUACGGUGCUACGGACGUACCAGACACUUGUUUUGGUGCUUACAUUUGUCGCGUAUACUUGCUUUCAUAUGACUAGGAAGAUACCGAGUAUUGUUAAGAGCGUGCUUGAUCCACAGACAAAGUUGGGGUCCUCUCCAUGGGGACGACUGCACACAAAAAACACUCUUAACAUCGGUUGGUUGCCGUUUAACACCAUUGAUGGCUCAGCAUUGCUUGGUGAGAUAGAUGUGGCGUUUCUUGCGGUUUAUUCUGUUGGGAUGUUCUUUGCUGGACAUCUUGGUGACCGCAUGGAUUUAAGGAUCUUCCUGACAAUUGGCAUGUUUGGAACUGCUGUGUUCACUGCCCUUUUUGGUGCUGGAUAUUGGCUAAAUAUCCACAAUUUCUACUAUUUCCUGGUCAUUCAGAUGAUUGCCGGUUUAUUCCAAGCAAUUGGAUGGCCUUCAGUUGUCGCGAUUGUUGGAAACUGGUUUGGAAAAAGCAAGAGGGGAUUGAUUAUGGGCAUUUGGAAUGCACACACUUCUGUCGGCAACAUAUCUGGUUCACUGCUGGCUGCAUUUCUGCUGAAGUUUGGGUGGGGCUGGUCAUUUGCCAUCCCCAGCUUAAUCAUGGUUGCUGUCGGGUUGUUGGUGUUUGUCUUCUUACCGGUUAGCCCAGAGGUGAUGGAGAUAGACAUUGAUGAUGGGGAGAUAAGCUCUGUUAAGGAUACUACCAAGGAGCCCCUCUUGGAACCAGGACAAGAAGUGAAACACAAUGCAGUAGGUUUCUUAGAGGCUUGGAAGAUACCUGGAGUUGCGCCCUUUGCUCUGUGCCUCUUCUUCUCCAAAUUGGUUGCUUACACCUUCUUGUAUUGGCUACCGUUCUACAUCAGUCAUACACCUAUUGGCGGUGAGUACCUCUCAGAUGCUUUGGCUGGCAGCCUAUCAACAAUCUUUGAUGUUGGAGGCGUGUUGGGUGGAGUCCUUGCUGGUCACAUCUCGGAUCGCUUAAAUGCACGAGCGGUUACAGCUGCCAGCUUCAUGUACUGCGCGAUACCUGCCCUCUUCCUAUACCGCACAUACGGCAGCAUGUCGAUAAUGUGGAACAUUUGCCUCAUGUUCAUCACCGGGAUGUUCGUCAAUGGUCCUUAUGCCCUAAUCACAACUGCAGUGUCAGCUGACCUUGGCACUCACAGCUCAUUGAAUGGAAAUUCCCGGGCAUUGGCUACUGUGACAGCCAUCAUUGACGGGACCGGGUCUGUUGGCGCCGCCAUUGGGCCAUUGCUGACAGGCUACAUCUCGUCGAGUAGUUGGAGCGCUGUGUUCACGAUGCUUAUGGCAGCAGCUCUCCUUGCUGGGCUCCUCUUGACACAACUUGUGUGCAGUGAACUAAAAGGAAAGGCGACCUCCAAUGCGAGCAAGGAUGUCGCCGAUGCUCAAGGUACCUACUCAGAUGAGGUGUAAGACUGUAAGUAAGAUCUAGUCGCACCCCAAGACACGAUACAUGGAUUAGAUUCUCGUAGCUCCAAAGCACUGCUUGGCAAGAAGUUGCAUUUUAUUGCUUCCUGCACAUGUCUUGAUCACCUCUGGUUUGAGGCUGAAAUAACCAAAGAGAUGUGGUUACCAAGUGGUUUGCUUAAUGCAACUCCAGAAAGAGGUGCAUGAAAUAGAUAGAUUAGUUUAGUUUCAGGUUCAGAGAAUACAGGGGUGAAAACGCCUCAACCAAAGUUUCUGAGCCCAAAUAUAGGCUCAGGCCGCCUUGUACAUAUACUGGGCAAUAGGUUAUCAUUGUGUUGUGUGUAGUAAGUAUAAAUUCAAGCUUGUAUCCUAUUGUUGUAGUUUAGGGCAGACAAAGGGAACCUCUCUUGUUCAAAGGUUACCCAAAGUCUGUGUUUGCUGGCCAUCUUGGCCUCGUUUUGUAUAUGUAAAGUUGAGAAGAUUGAGAAAAUUUUGAAUUGAGGUUUCAAGAAAGUGAAUUGUUCUCA